AUGGCUUCACGAUCGCUGGCCAGACCGCUCCGGGCAGCUGUCGGCGCUGCGAAGACCAGCAACAAUGCUGUGCGCGCCUUCACUACGACAGCAGGCCGGCCGAAGGAGCUCGCGGGCAGCCAUCCAGAUCUCCCCAACAUGCGACACGCACAGCGCAGUGCCGCAGGCAAGCUCCAUGUGCCCAUCGUCAAUCCAGCAGACAAGUACGAGGACAAGGCGCAGGGCCUCCACGCAUACGGCCAGUACCUGAUGUCGUGUCUGCCCAAAUACGUCCAGCAGUUCUCCGUCUGGAAAGAUGAGCUCACCAUCUACAUCCCACCCUCUGGUGUCGUCCCAACCUUCUCCUUCCUCAAAUACCACACCGCCGCCGAGUACACCAUGGUCGCCGACAUCACAGCCGUCGACUACCCGACACGAGACCAGCGGUUCGAGGUCGUUUACAAUCUGCUUUCGGUGCGACACAACUCGCGCAUCAGAGUGAAGACAUACUGCGACGAAGCUACUCCAGUGCCCUCAAUAACAAGCCUGUAUGACGGUGCGAAUUGGUACGAGAGAGAGGUGUACGACCUGUUUGGCGUCUUCUUCGUAGACCACCCGGAUCUGAGGAGAAUCUUGACCGACUACGGUUUCGAUGGACACCCGCUGCGGAAAGACUUCCCUCUCACUGGCUAUACUGAGAUCAGAUACGAUGAGGAGAAGAAGCGCAUAGUGGUCGAGCCAUUGGAGCUAUCGCAAGCGUUCAGGAACUUUGAGGGAGGUACAGCGGCUUGGGAACAAGUUGGCCCGGGACACGACAGGAAGCCAGACACCUUCAAGCUGCCAACCCCGAAGCCAGAACCUAAGCCGGAAGAGGAGAAGAAGAAGUAA
Messenger RNA from Fulvia fulva, 867 nucleotides. RefSeq names its product NADH-ubiquinone oxidoreductase. The transcript has 5 exons. The record is from RefSeq and is a predicted model, not a curated record. Lineage: Eukaryota; Fungi; Ascomycota; Dothideomycetes; Mycosphaerellales; Mycosphaerellaceae. Gene Ontology annotation, molecular function: NADH dehydrogenase (ubiquinone) activity. Bases 1 to 867 code for a protein of 288 amino acids.